Oppia nitens is the source of this 1355-nucleotide messenger RNA. Its product is annotated as R3H domain-containing protein 4-like. The record is from RefSeq and is a predicted model, not a curated record. Gene Ontology annotation, molecular function: nucleic acid binding. The transcript is spliced from 5 exons. Lineage: Eukaryota; Metazoa; Arthropoda; Arachnida; Sarcoptiformes; Oppiidae. Bases 170 to 1036 code for a protein of 288 amino acids.
AGCUAUACUAUAGUUGAGUAACACUUAUACUAUAUAUUCAAUUGCUUUCACUUUUGUCUGUCAUUUGUUGACUUUGAAAGCUAUUGACAAACAAAUCCUUACAUCAUAUCAAUUGUUGUCCACUUUUGUGACCAAAUUCAGUGAUAUUAACAGCAAAUUUGUCUUCAAUAUGGGUGUUAUCCGUAACUUCAGCUCAAAUUUAACCACAAAUUCAUAUGAUGUGGAUAUCAUUGAAGAGAUGAUUGAUAACGUAAUCGAUGACAAUGACAGUGAUGUCGAUCACAAUGAUCUUCGAGCUCAGCGACGGUCACAACGAAACCGUGAGAACCGAUUGCGAAGAAACCGUUUGCGUCCGGAACCGACGUUCAGAGCAUUAGGUGUCAGAGGAAAAAGCCAUCGAAAGAACCGAAGAUAUGCUGAUUUCAAUUUAUUGCACCAACAAAUGGCCGACUCGUUGACCGAAGGCGACGAACUCAACGACAUUUCCAUUUAUGAUUUUAUACCACAAACGGUCUCAGCUUUUGCUCAAAUACUUAUUAAUGGCGAGAAUAUGAAGAUAUUGAAUGACUUUAUUAAUUGUACUGAAGAACAACAAAAUGAAAUUCUAAACAAAAGACGUGAUAAGACAGAGGGAGACAAACCAAAUGACAGUCAAACUAAAGUUGAUAUCAAUGGCAAACUUGAUGGCAGAUAUUAUGAACCAGCCUUUACUGCUGACCAAUGUUUUCAACGAAUUGAUUCCGAUUUGAAAAAUAUGCUGAAAAAGAAGCGAAUACCUCUUGGAGUGUUGGCGUCAAUUGAGGAAGAGAUCACUGAGUUUUUUAAUCACAAACCCUUUGCAACUUAUAAGUCGUGCCUUUCAUCGGGUUUCCGGCGACUUUUGCUUCACGCCUGUUGUCAAUACUUGGAUCUCAAGUGUUUUAGUUUUGACGCCGACGGCGAGCGUUGGUCUCAAGUGGACAAUAAAAAUAAGUACUUUUAUCGGCCAGAAGUAAUGCUCACCGAAUUCAUUGAAACCAAGUUUGCAUAUUUUUAACGAUUUUAUAUAAAAACAUUUAUAUAAAUUUUGACAAAUGUAUAUUCACUGCCUGUAACUAAUUUUAAAUGUUUGUUUUAAUUUUUUGUUUUUUUGAGAUAAAACUAUUUUUUUAAUUUAAAGAUAUUUUAGACAUUAAUCGUGUUUUUUGGUAGUUUUAUUACCGGUAGAACUGUUUAAUUGGGGUAAAUGUGUCGAUAAACUUAAUGUUUAGAUUACACAGAUGUUGUAACAAUUAGUAUGACUUGAAUUGAUAUAAAAUAAACUACUAUAAAUUCAUGUAAUUAUUAUAUAUUCAUUGAAUUUUUUAAAAAUACAC